This is a messenger RNA of Populus trichocarpa (black cottonwood), 2484 nucleotides long. Its product is annotated as exocyst complex component EXO70B1. Gene Ontology annotation, biological process: exocytosis. Lineage: Eukaryota; Viridiplantae; Streptophyta; Magnoliopsida; Malpighiales; Salicaceae. Gene Ontology annotation, molecular function: phosphatidylinositol-4,5-bisphosphate binding. Gene Ontology annotation, cellular component: exocyst. The record is from RefSeq and is a predicted model, not a curated record. The coding region runs from base 187 to 2169 and encodes 660 amino acids. The transcript has a single exon.
UCUGUUCUCUCUUGUCUACAACUACAAAACCAUAAAACUCUCUGAAAAUAAAGAAAGGAAAAAAGAAAUUCAGACCAGCAGGCCAACCAAACGAAAGCAAACCCGAUUACUUCGCUCACUUAAAAAAAAAAAAAAAACAGUUCACUUCAACCCUUUCCACAAAAUCCCUAAAAUCCCAAAAAUCAAAUGGCCACAACCACCACGACAAGCAGUCUAACCAGCGGAGGGGGAGGAGGAGGAGGCGGUGGAGCAGACGACCGUGUCAUGGCAACAGCGCAGCAGAUCGUGAACAGCUUAAACACUACAAAAAAUGUACGCGAAGACAUGUUAUUAAUCCUUUCGAGUUUUGAUAACCGUUUAUCGAACAUAUCCGACUUCAUCAAAACCGAUUCGGAAUCUCAGUCCUCCAUUCUAGACGCCGCCGAGAAGAUCAUUCUCCGGUCAGACUCCGGCAUGCCCUCCAACGCCGGAGCUUCUUCCUGGGAUGACUCGGCGGAGGAAUCUAGAUAUUAUUUAGCUGCUAUUGAUGAGAUUCUUGAUUUGUUAGAUAAUUUAUCGGUCGGGCCUGAUUCGGAGGUUUUGGACCGGGCGGAGACUCUGGUUCAAGUGGCUAUGUCGAGAUUGGAAGAGGAGUUUGGGCAUAUUCUGAUAAGGAAUACUGUUCCGCUUGACGCGGAAAGUUUGUAUGGAUCUAUUAGGAGGGUUUCGCUUUCAUUUGCAGCGAAUGAAGGGGAAAUUGACGAGGAGUUUGAGAAUUUUGGAGAAGUGGAGACUGGGAGUGUGUGUUUUCACGAGAGAGGAGCGAGUUUAGGAGAUGAUUUGUGUGUUGAUUUGAUUAAUAACGAGGCGGUUAUGGAUUUGAAAGGGAUUGCUGAUAGAAUGAUGCGAUCAGGGUAUGAGAAAGAGUGUGUACAGGUUUAUAGUAGUGUGAGAAGGGAUGCUUUGGACGAGUGUUUGGUUAUUUUGGGUGUUGAGAAGUUGAGUAUUGAGGAAGUGCAGAAGAUAGAGUGGAAGCCUUUGGAUGAGAAGAUGAAGAAGUGGGUUCGGGCUGUUAAGAUUGGUGUUAAGGUUCUUUUGAGAGGAGAGAAAAGGCUUUGUGAUGUGAUUUUUAGUGGGUCGGAUUCGGCCAGGGAGGUUUGUUUUAAUGAGACUGCAAAAGGGUGUUUGAUGCAGUUGUUGAAUUUUGCAGAGGCAGUGGCUAUUGGAAGGAGGUCACCGGAGAAGCUGUUUAGGAUUUUGGAUAUGUAUGAUGCAUUGUCUGGUGUUUUCCCAGAUUUGGAAGCUAUGGUUACGGAUGAGUUUGUGUACAGUGAGGCGAAAGGAGUGUUGGCUGGUUUGGGAAGGGCGGCUAAAGGGACUUUUGUGGAGUUUGAGAAUGCUGUGAAAAGUGAGACUUCUAGGAAGCCUAUGUUAGGUGGAGUGAUUCAUCCACUUACACGGUAUGUGAUGAAUUAUGUGAAACUGCUUGUGGAUUAUAGUGAUACGCUGAAUUCACUUUUGGAGAACGAUGAUGAUGAUGAGUUAAAUGGAUUGCAAAAUGAUGAUGGUGAGAGAUUACAGUUAGAGAGCUUGAGUCCUAUAGCAAGGAGAUUGUUGGCCUUGUUAUCGACUUUGGAGUCUAAUCUCGAGGAGAAAUCAACACUGUAUGAGGAUGGUGCAAUGCAGUAUAUAUUUCGUAUGAAUAAUAUUCUGUACAUGGUGCAAAAAGUUAAGGAUUCAGAACUUAUUAAGAUUUUGGGAGAUCAAUGGGUCCGCAAACACCGUGGCCAAAUACGCCAAUAUGCCACAGCGUAUCUGAGGGCUGCUUGGACUAAGGCCUUGUCAUGCUUGAAGGAUGAAGGGAUUGGUGGGAGUUCUAAUAAUGCCUCCAAAGUGGCUUUGAAGGAAAGGUUCAAGAAUUUCAAUGCGUGCUUUGAGGAAAUAUAUAGGAUUCAGACUGGUUGGAAGGUCCUAGAUCCUCAACUUCGUGAAGAGCUUCGAAUAUCCAUAUCUCAAAAGGUAUUACCAGCUUAUCGCUCAUUUAUGGGAAGGUUUGGUAGUCAGCUAGAGGGUGGAAGACAUGCUGGGAAAUACAUAAAGUACACACCAGAUGAUUUGGAGAAUUAUUUAAUUGAUUUGUUUGAAGGGACCCCCCUUGUUCUUCACCAUCUUAGAAGAAAGAGUUCAUAGGAUUCAUGACUCUUUUAACAGGUAAGAAGUUCUUGUCAAGGAUUAGAAAAGAGAGAGUUUACUAUUUGCUGUAUCUGGAUCAUAUGCUUUCUUUUUCUUUUUGUAUUUUCUUAGUGUAAUGUUUUAAACACAGGCUUCUGAGUCGAACAGUUCUCCCUUUUAUAUAAAACUUUGUACAUGUAUUAUAGACCAUAGGUUUUUUACUUGUGAAUUCUUUCUUGUUCAUGUAUUUCUACUGUCACCAAAUCACCACAAAGCAUACUUUUUCCAAUUGGCAUGUAAUAUUUGGCAAUGCAAUUUUCAGUGAUUGACUAA